This is a messenger RNA of Prunus armeniaca (apricot), 1023 nucleotides long. The record is from the annotation of a GenBank genome assembly. NCBI's taxonomy places the organism in Eukaryota, Viridiplantae, Streptophyta, Magnoliopsida, Rosales, Rosaceae.
AUGGAAGUAGCAUUGUUCAAAUUAAGAGUUAUGAAAAGGAGCACACCUGUGGGACUAUUGAACGCAAUGUUCAUGCUAACUCAUCAUGGAGCUUUUAAAGAAAUGGUGAAUGAAGAUCUAUGUGUCAUAGCUUCAAGAUCACAGCUCUAUAGAGUAAGGCAAAAGGCAACUGCUGUAAGUGAAGGGACUUACACAAAACAGUUUGAGACUCUUUGGGAUUAUGUUGAGGAGCUAAAAAAGACAAAUGUGGGAACUACCGUAAAGAUUAAGUCCAAUUUGGAGGGUGGCAAAUAUAGAUUUGAAAGGAUUUAUAUAUGCUUAGCAGCUACAAAGAAAAGAUUUAUUGAUGUUUUGAGGCCAGUUGUUGGUUUGGAUGGUUGUUACAUCAAAGGGAAACACCCUGGCCAAUUACUAUCUGUUGUUGGUGUUAAUCAUAACAACGGCAUGUAUCCAAUAGCUUAUGUAGUGGCAAAGGCUGAGAAUUAUGCAACUUGGACUUGGUUUUUAGAACUCUUAGCUGUUGAUCUUGGCAUUGAAAAUAGCAAUGGCUACGUGUUCAUUACAGAUAGACAAAAGAGCUUAAUUGAUACAAUUGGUGACAUGUUUCCAAACUCUGAGUAUAGGCAUUGCCCUAAACAUUUGUAUCCCAAUUUUAUACUUGCUGACCAUAGAGGAUUAGUUCUAAAACAACAUAUGGAGGUUGCUGCAAGAAAUACAACUAUACCUUGGUUUCAAGCAGAGAUGAAAAAGCUCCAAGAUUUUUCAAGACCAGCUUUUGAGUGGUUGUCAAGGCUUGAUCUAAUGCAGUGGUGUAAAUCUCACUUCAAAACACACUCAAAAUGUGACAUUCCCUUAAAUAACAUGUGUGAGGCAUUCAACAAGUCUAUUCUUGAUGCUAGAGACAAGCCUAUCAUAACAUUGCAUGAGAGGAUUAGGUAUUACAUCAUGUUGUUGAUAGCAAAUAGAAAAGAAGCUAUGGAGAAAUGGGCUAUGAUGUGGGGCCAAGAGUUUUUGCAACUCUAG